UCCUAGCCCGCCGUACUCGGAGACCUUUCGCAACCUUCAGAUCUGCAAGCAGAAGGCAGGAGGGGCACCUUCAACUGCGCUCCGCACCGGCAGCUUAAUCAUUACAAAGGCAUAGGAGCCACGCGAACUGACGGAAAAGCAGCAUGUCGUUACUGGGGGCCAGCAGGACAGCAGCCCGGUUUGUUAAUUCCAAGAAUGCUGCUUGUUUAUUGAUCGCCACAAGAAAUGCAAGUUCCUCUACGAACCUCAAGGAUGUCUUGGCAGACCUCGUCCCCAAGGAACAGACCAGAAUCAAGAACUUCAAGCAACAGUAUGGCAAAACUUCCAUUGGGCAGAUCACGAUAGAUAUGGUUUAUGGGGGGAUGAGGGGCAUGAAGGGCCUAGUGUAUGAGACAUCAGUCCUUGAUCCUGAUGAGGGAAUCCGCUUCCGUGGCUACAGCAUCCCUGAGUGCCAACAGAUGCUUCCCAAGGCCCAAGGUGGAGAGGAGCCCCUUCCUGAAGGUCUCUUUUGGUUAUUGGCAACUGGGCAGAUCCCCACUCAGGAGCAGGUUAGCUGGGUGUCCAAAGAGUGGGCAAAGAGAGCCGCCCUGCCCUCUCACGUCGUCACCAUGCUGGAUAACUUCCCCAACAACUUACACCCCAUGUCUCAGUUCAGUGCUGCAAUUACUGCCCUCAAUAGCGAGAGCAGCUUUGCCCGGGCCUACGCGGAGGGAGUGAACAAGGCGAAAUACUGGGAGUUCAUUUAUGAGGACUCUAUGGAUUUGAUCGCCAAGCUGCCCUGUGUGGCUGCCAAGAUCUACCGCAAUCUGUACCGUGAGGGUAGUAGCAUAGGGGCCAUUGACUCCAACCUAGACUGGUCAUACAACUUCACCAAUAUGCUGGGCUACACUGAGCCUCAGUUCACAGAGCUAAUGAGGCUGUACCUUACUAUUCACAGUGAUCAUGAGGGAGGAAAUGUCAGCGCACACACCAGCCACCUAGUGGGCAGUGCCCUUUCUGAUCCUUAUCUGUCCUUCAGUGCUGCUAUGAACGGGCUGGCUGGGCCACUGCAUGGAUUGGCCAAUCAGGAGGUGCUGGUGUGGCUCACUCAGCUGCAAAAGGAACUUGGUGGAGAGGUGUCAGACGAGAAACUGAGAGACUACAUCUGGAACACACUGAAGUCGGGUCGGGUGGUUCCAGGGUAUGGCCAUGCGGUCUUGCGCAAGACCGAUCCCCGCUACACCUGCCAGCGGGAGUUUGCUCUUAAGCACCUUCCCAAUGACCCCAUGUUCAAACUGGUGUCCCAACUCUACAAGAUUGUUCCUGAUGUGCUUCUGGAGCAGGGCAAAGCUAAGAACCCCUGGCCCAACGUAGAUGCCCAUAGUGGAGUGCUGCUUCAGUACUAUGGAAUGACUGAGAUGAAUUACUAUACAGUGCUUUUUGGGGUCUCCCGGGCACUCGGGGUCCUAUCGCAGAUGAUCUGGAGCAGAGCCCUGGGCUUCCCCCUGGAGCGGCCCAAGAGUAUGAGCACCGAGGGACUCAUGACGCUGGUGGGCGCCAAGUCAGGUUAACUGCCCAGAAAAGGACAGGACAAGCCUCACCCGAUAUAGUAAUCAAACAAACAGGAAGCCCCAAGCCCUCCCCACCCCAGCUGUGUAAAGUGGCAGUACCCAGGAAAGAGACGAGACCAAGGAACCGCCGUGCCUCCUCGUUUGGUCUUUCUGUAUGUAGAGCGAUGCUGUAAUUUAUUACAUUGGCACGGACAGGGCAAGAGGAAGAGAUGGAUGACGGCUCACCCUGAUUGUGGCGGUCAGGCGAGCGGGAUGACGUCUCUCUUGUCUUUCUCUCUCCCUCCCUCUUGAAGCGGGUGCUGUCUCUUUAGGACAUGCCCACCCACAGCUUUUUGCACUCAUCGUCUCCUUUUUCUUUUUGUUCUUUUUGUCCCGUCAGGCCGACUCUCACACUCGAUCACAGCAGCCUGCAGGGCGUCGUGGGCACCGCGCAAGGAUUUGCUUUCAGUUUUAGUUUCUGUUUCAAGGAAUGCCUUCGAUGAGGUUGUGGAAUCCACCAUUAAGGGAUGAGGGG
This is a messenger RNA of Polypterus senegalus (gray bichir), 2064 nucleotides long. It is a transcript of the gene cs, whose product is annotated as citrate synthase. Gene Ontology annotation, cellular component: mitochondrial matrix. Gene Ontology annotation, biological process: carbohydrate metabolic process; tricarboxylic acid cycle; citrate metabolic process. The transcript has 11 exons. Lineage: Eukaryota; Metazoa; Chordata; Cladistia; Polypteriformes; Polypteridae. The record is from RefSeq and is a predicted model, not a curated record. The coding region runs from base 144 to 1550 and encodes 468 amino acids.